AUGCCCGAAGAGUUAAGGAAGGCUGAGAUGUCAUGGAUCAGAAAUGCCCAAAAGGAUUUGAAGAGUCGAAUGAGGAAUGGAGAGUUUAAGACCCUGAGCCCGUUUGUUGACGACAAGGGGAUUACCAGGGUUGGAGGAAGAAUUGACAAAGCCCUCGUGUCAUACGAAGAAAAGCACCCAGUGCUGCUUCCCAAUGAGCACAGGAUAUCCCUGCUGAUCACACGCGAUAUGCACAACCAUGGUCAUCCCGGAGUAGCGACAACAACUGGAAAAGUCAGACGAAAACACUGGAUCUUGAAAGCGAACAAGCUCAGCAAGACAGUGAAAUUUAAAUGUGUCACUUGUCGAGAAAUGGCACACAAGGCAGAAACGCAAUUAAUGGCAGACCUUCCGGCUCUUCACUUAGCUCCGCAAACGCUGCCUUUCUACUACUCCUCAUGCGAUUACUUUGGUCUAUAA
Stylophora pistillata is the source of this 459-nucleotide messenger RNA. RefSeq lists its product as uncharacterized. The record is from RefSeq and is a predicted model, not a curated record. NCBI's taxonomy places the organism in Eukaryota, Metazoa, Cnidaria, Anthozoa, Scleractinia, Pocilloporidae. Gene Ontology annotation, molecular function: nucleic acid binding. Gene Ontology annotation, biological process: DNA integration.